AUGACUGAAAAAACUGUAAGGCAACGACGUGUACAAAAUACGAAUAAGCAAAGUGAAUUAAAAAAGGAUAAUAAGGAUAUACGGAAAAAUAAAAUUGCUGCCAACAAUGAAGAGCUAAGAAAAGCCACCGGCUCAUUUAAACAUCGUCUAUGGACACGUGCCGUUGUGGUCAUUUCAGUGGCUGUGAUUGUUUACUUUUACAAAAUUGGUCAAACGAAAGAAACCAAAUUUGCCUUAGUUAAAGAAAACUUGGCUUUGCGAAUGCAAAAGUUCAAAUGUUCCGAGGAGUAUGAAAAAGAAAUGCAACAAUUUCCCCAAUGUGUACCAACGAAAUGUGGUCGUUUUGUGGCAGAUAAAUUAAUUGAAUCGAAUGAAGUAGAACAACUAUUGGAGAUGGCAACAAAUGUUAUCAAUUUAGCGGGAUCUUCUGGUGGGGCAUCUAUAUUGGACAUACAAUCGGGUGCAUUAUCCUAUGGUGAUAAAUUUCUAAAUAUCUACCAAAUGCCAGAGGCAAAGGAGCUGAUAACGACGGAGCAUUUAAGGACGUAUAAUCUGGUUAAGGGUAAAAUAAAACUAGCAAUAGCUGAGCAUUUUGGCAUUGCCGCUGAAGACUUGCAUUUAACAUACCCCACAUUUUUCUCAAGAAUAACAAAUGCCACAGCCAAAACCAUACACGAUGAAUAUUGGCAUGAACACGUCGAUAAGGAAACCUAUCCAUCAUUCCAUUACACAUCUUUGUUGUAUUUAACAAGCUUCAAAAAGGACUUCAAAGGAGGUCGUUUUAUAUUCGUUGAUGGUCAGGGUGAAAAUCGUACAAUAUCCAGCGUGGAACCCAAAAGAGGUAGAGUAAGUGCAUUUACCUCGGGCUGGGAAAAUAAACAUCAUGUGGAACAAGUUAGCGAAGGCACAAGAUUUGCUGUUACCAUAUCAUUUAGCUGUGACAAGAAAUUUUCCAUAAGUGAUCCAAAAAUGCCGGCAUUAAAAGAAUAAAUUCUAAUUUUUAGAAAAAGAGUA
Molecule: messenger RNA, 1014 nt
Organism: Musca vetustissima
Lineage: Eukaryota; Metazoa; Arthropoda; Insecta; Diptera; Muscidae
Product: 2-oxoglutarate and iron-dependent oxygenase domain-containing protein 3-like
Exons: 5
Coding region: 1-990 (329 amino acids)
Cellular component (GO): membrane
Molecular function (GO): L-ascorbic acid binding; iron ion binding; oxidoreductase activity, acting on paired donors, with incorporation or reduction of molecular oxygen
Source: RefSeq, a predicted model, not a curated record